AUGUCGAAGCCAUGGGGUGGAAUCGGGGCAUGGGCCGAUGAGGCGGAGCGUGCGGAUGAGGAGCAAGCAACGGCGGAUGCGCAGAGCUUCCCAAGCUUGAAGGAGGCUGUGACAACCACCAAGUCUAAGAAGAAAAAGAAGAUGACUUUAUCGGAGUUCACCAAGGGUCCUGCUUCUGGUGGUGGUGGAGGAUUGACGAGGGAGCAGAUGAUUCAGCUUCCUACUGGUCCAAGGCAACGCUCUGAGGACGAAAUGCAGCGUGGUGGAAUCGGUGGCGGCUUCUCUUCUUACGGUGGGAGGUCGGGUCCUGGAGGUGGGUUGAGAGAUCGAGAUGAUUCUAAUGGUGGUGGGAGGAGAGGUUAUGGUGGGUUUGAUGAUGAUCAGAGAGGAGGUUCUAGGGUUUCUGAUUUCCCUCAGCUGUCUAGGGCUGAUGAGGUUGAUGAUUGGGGGAAAGGGAAGAAGUCUCUCCCUGUAUAUGGAGGUAGUGGUGGUGGUAGUUAUGGAGGUGAUGGUGGUGGUGGUGGUGGUGGUGGUGGAGGAGGCAGUUAUGGAGGUGGAAUAUCCAAAGCUGAUGAGGAUGGUAACUGGGGAGCAGGUAAAAGCCAAGCGUCAUUUGCAAAAUCAUCUACAUUUGGGUCAGGUCACCGUGAUUCUGGAGUUUCUUCCGGUGGUGUUCAGGAGGAGCGUCGUCGUCUUGUUCUUGAGCCACGUAAGGUUGUUGUUGAAGCUGAAACUGAAACUGGUGUGAAGACGAGUAAGGCGAGUCCAUUUGGAGCAGCAAGGCCGAGAGAGCAAGUUCUUGCGGAGAAAGGAUUGGACUGGAAGAAAAUUGACUCGGAGAUUGAGGCUAAGAAGGGGAGUUCUCAAACGAGCAGACCAUCGAGCGAACAGUCGAGUAGGCCAUCAAGUGCUCAGUCCAAUAGGUCUGAGAGCUUAGCGUUGGAGAAUGUGGUGAAGCCUAAACCAAAGGUGAAUCCUUUUGGUGAUGCAAAACCUAGGGAAGUGUUGUUGGAGGAACAAGGAAAAGAUUGGCGUAAGAUGGAUUCUGAACUCGAGCAUCGCAGGGUUGACAGGCCUGAAACAGAAGGAGAGAGACUAUUGAAGGAAGAGAUCGAAGAACUACGGAAGAAACUUGAGAAGGAAGCAACCAUCACAGCUGAUAGCAAGGAAUCUCAGCAAGAAUCCAACAGUAAUGUACCUGAUCUGAUAAGCGAGAAAGAAAAAGAGCUGGACUCACUGAUCCGUGAGCUGGACGACAAAAUCAGGUUCAGGCCAAGAGCAGCUGAGAGGCCUGGAUCUGGUGCAGGCAGAACAGGUAACUACUCUGAACGACCACAUUCUCGGGGUGGAUCGAUUGACGAUGCUAGGAGUGUGGAAUCAAUGGAAAGACCUAGAUCACGAGGCACAGGUGAUUAUAGGUCAAGACCAGUAGAUGAUAGAAGAAACUUCCAAGGAAGCAAGGAACGUGGAUUCUUCAGCAACAGGAACGUUGACAGGUCAUCAUCGUCCAGAGAUGGAUGGUAAAAAGAAGGAAACGAAGAAUGAAUGUGUGGAAUGAGAUUUUGGAGUUUGGUUCCCAGAUUUUGAAGAAGCUUCAAUAAUAAUAAUAACUAAUAAUGAAAGAAAAAUUCAUCUCCUUUGAAUUGAAACCUAAUUUUUUGGGGACUAGUUUAUGUUUUUGUGUUGAUUCAUCGAAGCCUAAUGGUUUCUUCUUCCUUUUUAAUUGUACUUGUUUUGUCUUUUGCUCGUUUAUCCACAUGAUUUUGUGACAAUUAUUGUGUCUUAAGAAUUUUUGGAGACAGGCUUCUGUUCUCAGUUCAAUGCUGCUUCAGUUGUGAUUGACGUUUGUACCUUUCUAUGUUGGUUGACUUGGGAUUUAACUCUUUUUGGUAAAAAAACU
Molecule: messenger RNA, 1900 nt
Organism: Eruca vesicaria subsp. sativa (arugula)
Lineage: Eukaryota; Viridiplantae; Streptophyta; Magnoliopsida; Brassicales; Brassicaceae
Source: the annotation of a GenBank genome assembly